AAUCUACCACAUCAACCACACCUUCCACAUCAACGAUCACAAAACCUACUACAACAAAUAAAUCUACAACAUCACAUACCCCUACACCAUCAACUACCACAAAACCUACUACAAGUUCAAAAUUUACGACAUCAGAGAAUGAAACUCCUCUAAUUCCUUUCACUGAUGAAAUAGUUACAGUUCAUACAGAACGUCAAGUUAUAAAUGGUACAACAAAACUCACUACAGCAACUACCCCUAUACGGCCAACUACCACAAAGUUUACUAUACCAAAACCUUGUUUUUGUGCAUUUAAUGGAAUUCACUAUAAUCCUGGAGAUAAAAUAGUCGAUCAGAAGGACAUUGGCUCAGGCACCUGUCUGACCGUGAGCUGCUCUGAAAUCUGUGCAGUUCAGAAAACCACAGACUUAUGUCUGUUACCAGCAUGUCCUAAAUGGAACAAAAAUACCAACGAGACCUUUAUGUUUUGUAAUUGCACCAUGGCAAGGUGUAUACAAGGCAACAUUAUUGAAAUUAUCCCAUUUGAAUGCCCUCGACUGCAGAACAUCACUUGUGAAAAUGGCAAAAAACCAAUGCUGGUCUAUGAUGAGCAUCAUUGCUGCCAGUACUACAGAUGUGAAUGCGUUUGUGAAGGCUGGGGUAACUCGCAUUACGUCACAUUUGAUGGACAUUUCUACAGUUAUCAAGGAAAUUGCACUUAUAUAUUAAUGGAAGAAAUUAAUCAUCGGCACAAUUUAACCAUCUACACUGACAGCGUCUACUGUGACCCUGUUAAGCAUGCAUCCUGUCCCAGAUCUAUUAUCGUGUCUUACAACAAUCUAACCAUAACACUCAUAAAUCACAAUUACAUUGGAGAUGCAGACCUAGAGGCUGUUUUGGACGAUGAUAAGCUAAAUCUACCAUAUGCUUCUAAUGAUGUGAGCAUUAUAAGCUCAGGCAUAGGUUUGUUCCUGAGUAUUCCAAAGCUGAAUGUUACCAUAACAUUUGGAGCCACUGACUUUGGCAUCAACUUGCCAUUCCAGCUUUUUGGAAAAAACACACAAGGUCACUGUGGAACAUGCAACAACAAUAAGGCUGAUGACUGCAUGAUACCUGGCGGGAUACUGGUUGAUGACUGUGCAGUGAUGGCAGAUUACUGGCCAGCCAGUGGCGUGAAUGGCAAAAUUUGCACUCCACCCACUGCAUUGCCUACAGUUGGGGUUUCUACCAAAGCUACACCUAAGCCAUGUCUGGCCCAUUCAUACUGCAACCUCCUCAAUAGCGAGUUGUUCAAAGCAUGCCAUUCCCACGUGUCCCCCAAAAACUUCAUUUUAGGAUGUGAAUAUGAUAGCUGUAAUAACCCUGCUUUAGUGUGUGCCAGUCUGCAGAGGUAUGCAAGGGCUUGCUCUCAGGUUGGGGUCUGCAUAGACUGGAGGAACUAUACUAAUCUUUGCAAUAUUGAAUGUCCAGCGGAUAAAGUUUUCAAUCCUUGUGGUCCAGCUGAGCCACCAACCUGUGCUGAUAUACCUGACCAAAACAACAGCUCAGUGCCCACAGAGGGCUGCUUCUGUCGUGAGGGCACAUUGCUCUUCAACAAGGAAUCAGGAGUCUGUGUGAGCAAAUGUGGAUGCCUUGAUGCCUCUGGGAAACCACGUCAGUUUAAUGAGAUUUUCACGUACAACUGCGAGGAGUGUAUAUGUGAUAAGGCCAGAAAAUCUGUGAUCUGUAAGCCCAAGAAGUGUCCUGAUGUGAUCCCUGUGAGCUGCACUGAGCCCAGCUUUGCGCUGGUCAACGUCACCGAUCCGUCAGAUCCAUGCUGCAACAAACAAAUUUGCUCUUGUGACGUCAGCAAGUGCCCACCUUUGAACAAAAUGUGUGCAUUCGGGUAUGUGCCAGUCUUGGAAGUGCCUGAUGGAAAAUGCUGUCCAGAAAUCAAAUGCGAGCAAAAGAAAGUGUGUGUGCACAAUAACACUGAGUAUGGGCCUGGUACAAAAGUCCCCACUGAUGACUGUCAGGAAUGCAGCUGUACGUGGGACGUGGAUCCUAAAACUCAGUUCUUUAAGGUCAAAUGUGGACUCGAGCAGUGCAAUGAGAAAUGUGAUCCUGGUUAUGAAUAUAUUAAAAACAGUCUUGACAACUGCUGUGGAAAGUGUGUGCAAACUGACUGCAUUGUCAAUAUCGAUGGGCUCAAUCGUACACUAAAGGAAGGAGAGUCUUUUCCCACUACAAAUCAGGGCUGUGAUAAAAUCACGUGUAGUAAAGUUAAUGGACAGUUCAUCACCAACAAAUACACAGUCCGGUGUCCUUCUUUCAACGUUUCUAACUGCCAGCCUGGUACCGUCCAGCUGUCACCUGAUGGCUGCUGCCAUAUUUGUGUGGACCUAACUAAUAGAUGUCAAGUACAGACAGUUCACGAUUACUUAAAUCACAGUGACUGUCGGUCAAUUGAGAAACUAGACCUGACGUUUUGUAGUGGAGACUGUACCAGUUUUAACAGGUACACCGAAGCUGAAAUGUCCAAUUGUGCUUGUUGCCAGGCCACUCAUUUAAGUAAUCGCACAGUGUCUCUUGGUUGCAUAAACGGAAACAUAAUAUCCCACACAUAUAGUCAUAUUGAGGAGUGUGCUUGUAGCAGAAUGAACUGUCAAGAAAUGGAAGUAAAACACAAACCCGAUGAAGCUGUCCAAGUCAGCUCAGAACUUCCACAAGCAGGAGCAAUGAAUUACCCACCGGAAAACACUGAAAAAAAAUGA
Puntigrus tetrazona (Sumatra barb) is the source of this 2732-nucleotide messenger RNA. RefSeq names its product intestinal mucin-like protein. The transcript is spliced from 19 exons. Gene Ontology annotation, cellular component: extracellular matrix. The record is from RefSeq and is a predicted model, not a curated record. Gene Ontology annotation, molecular function: protein binding. Lineage: Eukaryota; Metazoa; Chordata; Actinopteri; Cypriniformes; Cyprinidae. Bases 462 to 2732 code for a protein of 756 amino acids.